UAUGACGUAUAAUCAUUGCACACGCAUACUACAAACGUGCUCUUAGUAUAAAAAGCAACUUAAAAUCACUUUAUUAUUUCUGACAACUAGUUGUUACUGCGUCACUUUAAUAUAUCUGACAACUAGUUGUUACUGCGUCAUUACUGGACUAUUUUUUGACCCGAACAAAAUCAAUUCCUGUGUAAAAAUAAAAAUAUGUGCAAACACAUCUAUGUGGCAUCUUUUUUUAACUGUCAGUCAAUUACUAUCCACAUGUUUUGUUUUAUUUUGCGAUUUAAGUAAAUGGAAAUUUUUAUAAAAUUCUUUUUGAAAUAUUGUUAAAAUGGGCAAAGGAAAAAAAUCAUUUAUUGAUCGUAAAAACGCAGUGACAUUUCAUCUGGUACAUAGAAGUCAACAUGAUCCUUUAGUCACUGAUGAAACAGCACCACAACAUGUUCUAGUUGAGGCUACUACCCGUAAAUCUCAAAAACAAGAGACCGAACCUUUGAACUUAGAAAAGCAGAUUGAAGAACAAAAGAAAUAUGGAAUCAAUUUUGACGACGAUUAUAACUAUUUACAACACUUAAAAAAACCUGAACAGGAAACUGUUUGGGAGUACGUUGAAAAUCCUAACCAUGUCCGUAAGCGUUUAGAGCAGGGUGAGAUUACCACAGCACCAAAAUUAAAACUUCCGAGCUCUGUUUUUGCAUCUGAGUUUGAGGAGGAUGUUGGCAUGCUUAACAAAGCUGCCCCACAUCCUGGUCCUCGACCAGAUUGGGAUCCAGAUGUUGUAGCGGCAUUAGAUGAUGAUUUUAAUUUUGAUGAUGCUGAAAAUCAACUAGAAGACGAUUUCGUAUUAAAAGCAAUGGAAGAAGGCGAUGAAAAUGAUGUAUUAACUGAUAAUGAAAGUGAGCGAAGUUUCGAUACAGAUGAUAUGAGCGACAUUGAUGAAGAUGAUGUUGAAGAGUUUAUGGACCGCCUUGCGCCAUUAAUGCGUGAACGUAAUUUUGGUGAUGAGGAAACUAAGUCACGAUUUACAGAAUAUUCGAUUUCGUCCAGCAUCAUACCGAGGAAUGAACAACUUCAAUUAUUAGAUGAAAGAUUUGAAAAAUUCUAUGCAACUUAUGAUGAUCCAGAAUUGGGGGAUUUAGCAAUGGAAGAUAUAGAAGGAACAUGGCAUCAAAAGCAUCCAUACAUUAUGGGCUGCUAUAAAGAAUUUAAAAAAUCUAAAAAAUUAGAAAAGUAUGAUAAAAACUGGGAUAAAGAAAGAAUUAAAAAAUAUGAAAAUAUUGUAGAUGGUGAAGUUGAUCCUAAUGAUGAAUUAGUUGAAUUUGAGGUACCUGAUACACAAGAUAAAAAAUGGGAUUGCGAAUCUAUCUUGUCUACAUACUCAACAAUUUAUAAUCAUCCAAAAUUAAUUGAUGAACCCCGUAAUUCUAGGCGCAGUAGAAAUAGCUCUAUGAGUAACAAUCAAGAAAAAAUAGAAAUCGAUCCAAAGACAGGUUUGCCUACAAAUGUCUUGCGAGGUGGAGAGAAUCAACUUACGAUAAAAACAUUAGCAAAGCUCGAUGGUAGCAAUAAUCCUAUCUUAAGUGGACCAAAAUCUCUAUGCGCGAAAUCAGUCUUGUCAACCCUUAGUGUGCUUUCUAUACGACCAAAAGAUGAAACCAAUGAAGAGAAAAAGGAACGUAAGCGUUUACUUAAAGAGUAUAGACAAGAGAGACGCAUUGAAAAAAAGGCUAAUGCCGAUGCCUUUAAAGAAGAGAAAAAGCGACAAACGCAUGUUAAACUAAAUCAAAGACAAAAUCAACAGGGCAAUACAAUUAUUUAGAUAUAAAGUUAGUAAUAAUAUUAAAUUAUUUUUCGCAUGAAAUUUAUUUCCAAAAAUAAAUUAUA
Molecule: messenger RNA, 1875 nt
Organism: Teleopsis dalmanni
Lineage: Eukaryota; Metazoa; Arthropoda; Insecta; Diptera; Diopsidae
Gene: LTV1
Product: protein LTV1 homolog
Exons: 2
Coding region: 323-1810 (495 amino acids)
Biological process (GO): ribosomal small subunit biogenesis; ribosomal small subunit export from nucleus
Cellular component (GO): preribosome, small subunit precursor; nucleus; cytosol
Source: RefSeq, a predicted model, not a curated record